Molecule: messenger RNA, 1221 nt
Organism: Neurospora tetrasperma FGSC 2508
Lineage: Eukaryota; Fungi; Ascomycota; Sordariomycetes; Sordariales; Sordariaceae
Exons: 3
Coding region: 1-1221 (406 amino acids)
Molecular function (GO): nucleic acid binding
Source: RefSeq, a predicted model, not a curated record
AUGACACUUCCAAAGCGAGCCCGGAGCCCGGAGUUCAUUGCUGAUGCCGAUGGAAAUGUUUACAAACGCGCCCUCGAGUUCGUCAAAGAUCCCUCCGAGCAGACGCAACAUGUCUCAAAGACUGUCGCGAAUCCCAAAGAUACCGUCGCCGACAGGUGUCCGACAGUUUCUGGACCGACUCAUACCGACCCUCGACCCCCUUCUUGCGCACUGCCUGCGCUACCUCCGCCUGAACUUCAGGGGUUGGCGAUGCCUGGUGAGGCCAGGAGCAGGUCCAUCGAUCGCACAAGUCGCGUCGACAACGUAACGCCAACCCGCAAGCUUCCAGGCAGAUCACCCUCGCCCAGUGGUGACGUUCGGAUUCCCUUGUGGCGGAAUGAGACUCGCGCCUUCAAAUGCACAUGUGAACUUCCGCCAAGAAUCAUUGGAAAGGAGUUAGCCGAAAGUGCGCAUAAUGCUGAGCUGUGGGUCGAUGGUAAGCCACAGUUCAACCUAUUUGUUGACGGGUCUCAUAAGCCUUACGAGCCAAAGACCAAGGAUCACAGACGACCAGAGUACCAUUCAUGGGGCUACGGCGGCUACGGUGUGGUUUUCCGUAACCCCUACCACGGAAAGGGGAGCGCCGAGUUCGACCACAACCACAACGAUAACGCCAAGUCCAAGAGCCACACCAAGGAAGACGAGGACGAAUUGGGACCAGGCCACUUUAGCAAGCGUUCCUGGAGAUCCUAUCGCGUGCUAUCGAUUGAUCAUGCAGAGUUGGCCGCCAUCUUUCAAGGCCUUGCAACCUUCCUCACCUUGGUCAGACGACACAGACCUCCCUCCGGUACUUCCGUUUGUGUUUUCACGGACAGCUCAGACAGUGUCCGACGGCUACGAAAUAAGCGCGCACUUGCAGAUGACGAGCCGGUAUCUUUGCGCAACGCUCUUACCAUGCCGCUGGUGCGUGCUAUCAUAUGGUUGUCACACUGCAUCUCCGACGAAGGGUGCGAGAUCAAACUCCAAUGGCUGCCAAGAUGCUGUGUACGGGGGCACAAGCUGGCAGACAGGGCUGCAGGAUCGUGGAGAAGAAAGAAAGCCGUCUUCUACCAGAAAAACAAGCCGCUUUGGCGGAGAGAUGGCACUCUCGAUGCGGUCCACGAAGACCUCAUGAAGGUGGUCAAGCGGAUCGAAGCCGGAGAACAGGCUCUUCUACCUCAUUGCGGUACAGAAAGAGAUUGA